AUGAAGAUGCGCUACAUCAACUUUGCUUUUGUUUCUCUGUGGCUCCUGGGAUUCCAGUACUGCCGAAUUCACAAUUACCGUGAUCCUACGUCGUACUUUUUCAAGCCCGAACGAGCGUACCGCAGCGAGUAUUCCAACACUAGAAUCCUCGAAGCCCAACGGUUCAUCGAAGAACAUGCUGGAGUACCCAGCUUGCGGACCAAUCGAAUACUCCGCCCAACUGAAGAAGCACCCAGACUAUGCAUUGGCAUACCCAGCUUUGGACAAAGGCCUGGCAUGGACGAUAGUCUCUUGCACACUCUUGCUUCACUCAUCGACCGUCUGACACACGUUGAACGAGAUACUAUCUACAUUGCCGUUCUCAUUGUCGACAACCCACCCACAAAACAUCCAAGCUUUUACACGCAGCAGCUGACAAUGUUUGCUGACGAGAUUCUUGGUUACGACGGCCACAUCAACCGCACCAAGACUGUCCUCCCUUUUGAUGCCGGGAACCUCAACCCGGUCCUAAUCCCCGACACCCUUUCGAUGAAACGAAAAAUAGACUCCGACGUUGCCCUCCUAGUUGACGCAUGCCAAUCGACUCAGGCGAGUUACUUUGCGCUCGUUGAAGACGACGUGGUAGCCUCAAAGGAUUGGUUCGCCAGGACCUUAGAAGCAGUGGCGUUUCUCGAGGAAAAGAGGGAUAAGUCACACAGGGACUGGCUCUAUCUUCGGUUAUUCUACUCAGAGACCUAUCUUGGCUGGAAUGAUGAAGAGUGGAUGUGCUAUGCGGCCUGGAUUGUCAGCGCCUACGUCUUUGUCGUUUCCUGCCUUGCGAUUGCUACCCGUUUCUCGGCCCCCGGGCGGCCGACCACCUCCUGGCGAUGCUCGAAACAUUUCAUCAAGAUCUACGCUUCAGUAUUGAGCCUCUGGCUACCAUUGACCAUCGCGUUGUACUUUCUGGCCGGAAGACUCACGAUGCAGCCGAUGUCACCUGGCGUACACCAAAUGUCAAACUACGGUUGCUGCACGCAGGCACUCGUAUUUCCGAAGCGGCACAUGGAAGAUUUAUCUCAUCAUCUCCGAGAUGCCGAAUUUGAGUUGUUUCCAGAUCAGAUGAUCGAGAUAUUGGCUGACAGGGAGGGCCUUUCCAAGUGGGCGUUGGUGCCGAGCGCCGUGCAACAUGUUGGAAGGAAGAGCUCGUCCAUCGCGGGUGGAAGGACCAAGCCGACGUGGAAUUUCCGAUUUGAGAAGCAACAAUAA
This is a messenger RNA of Verticillium alfalfae VaMs.102, 1245 nucleotides long. RefSeq names its product integral membrane protein. The record is from RefSeq and is a predicted model, not a curated record. Gene Ontology annotation, cellular component: Golgi membrane. The transcript has a single exon. Bases 1 to 1245 code for a protein of 414 amino acids. Gene Ontology annotation, biological process: GPI anchor biosynthetic process. NCBI's taxonomy places the organism in Eukaryota, Fungi, Ascomycota, Sordariomycetes, Glomerellales, Plectosphaerellaceae. Gene Ontology annotation, molecular function: glycosyltransferase activity.